AUGGAUUAUACAAAUAUAGUUUAUAUGAUCUAUGUAAGUGUUUUGAUAGUUACUUUAGCUGGUGGACAAACUUGUAAACAAUGUUUCAACUGCCAUUUACCGUCUUGUUUUUGUAGUACAUUCAAACACCCAAUGAACCGGAGUGACAUUCCACAAAUGGUGUAUUUUGGAUUUGAUGGAGCCUUGAAUUCAUUUUCUGCAAAAUCUUACGACGUUCUGUUCAGGCGUGAGCGCAUUAACCCUAACGACUGUCCAAUUAGUGCUACUUUGUUCAUUACCCAUAAUUCCACGGACCAUGAUCUCUCUAAAAAGUACUAUGAACUUGGCUUUGAACUAGCGGUAUCGGACGCAGCAAAUACAAUAUAUGAUUUGGGAUUUAACAUUAUGAAUGAGGUGAUGAUCCAUAAGACAAUUAUGUCGAAACACAUUGGGAUACCUCUGUCAGAUAUAGCAGGUUGGAGGAGCCCAAUGUUAAGAGCAAUGGGCGACCUGCAGUUUCUCGCUUUGCAGAAAUCACACUACAUCUAUGACAGUUCUAUGAUAUAUACGAAAAAUCACAUUAAUGAUAGUGACGUCUGGCCGUUUACUUUAGACUAUGGGUGGCCGUACAGGUCCUCGUGUUCGUCUAGAUGCCCGGAAGAUCAAUACCAUGGCCUUUGGGCGAUUCCCGUGAACUCCAUGAUUCUUGACGGAAAAUCAUGUAUGUAUGCGGAUAGUUGUGAAGAAAAGCUCUCCAACGUUAACGCAACUUUCAAAUACUUGAUGGACAAUUUCCACAGCCAUUACUAUGGCAACAGGUCACCGUUCGGAAUCAACAUCCAUUCAAAUGACUUUGUUGACGACCAUAAGGAGGAGUUAGAUUUGUUUAUUAAUGAGAUACUCAAGUACGGCGAUGUCUAUAUCGUCAACAUUAAACAAAUGAUUGAAUGGAUGAGGCACCCUACCAAACUCUCGGACAUCCGGGCUUUCGUACCGUGGUGUACGUCAGAUGUGGAAGGAAAUGAAAGGGAAACGAUAAAGAACAUGUCUAACGGUCUAACACUUGCAGAGAAGGCAUUGUUAGAUAUAUUGGUGCUUGUUUCAAGUGUCGGUAUCUUGUAUACUCUUUCAAUAAUGAUGGAGAGAUUGCAUCUCGUCUUAGGAAAAAAGCAAUAUCGUCCUUUGUAUGAGGAAAUUCCUCUUAACCAAGACUCCUAUAUCUGA
Molecule: messenger RNA, 1203 nt
Organism: Ylistrum balloti
Lineage: Eukaryota; Metazoa; Mollusca; Bivalvia; Pectinida; Pectinidae
Product: chitin deacetylase 1-like
Exons: 1
Coding region: 1-1203 (400 amino acids)
Biological process (GO): carbohydrate metabolic process
Source: RefSeq, a predicted model, not a curated record